Messenger RNA from Impatiens glandulifera, 1521 nucleotides. Its product is annotated as lysM domain receptor-like kinase 3. Bases 108 to 1421 code for a protein of 437 amino acids. Gene Ontology annotation, molecular function: ATP binding; protein kinase activity. Gene Ontology annotation, biological process: protein phosphorylation. The record is from RefSeq and is a predicted model, not a curated record. The transcript has a single exon. Lineage: Eukaryota; Viridiplantae; Streptophyta; Magnoliopsida; Ericales; Balsaminaceae.
UAAUCAAUCUUCAUCGACUUUCUUGUAACGCCGUCGCCGUCGCCGUCGUAUCGCCGCCGAUCUUCCAACCGCCAUUACUUGAAUGAUCGUCGUCUCCAAAUCCUUACAUGUCUGCGCGUUUUCUAUCCACAUCGUCGAUGUGUAAAACGAAGAAAAACACAGGCGUGGUUGAGUCAAAAUCUCCUAGAAACUCCAUAGUUUCUCCAUCAUCAGAGCAAUUCGAUUCGUCUUCUUCAAGGAGGACAGGAUUCGUACCUUAUCGACAAACUUCCGGCGAUCGUUUCAAUAGCACAUCCACAACCGCAUCGUCGAGUUAUAAUCACAAGGACACACGAUCUUCCAUCUCUAGUCGCACUUCAUUAUCUAGUCUUCGCGAUUCAUUGCCGGAAAAUGCUCGCGUUUACGACUUUUCCGAGAUCCGUCAAGCCACGAACAAUUUCUCCGCCAAGCCGUUCUCGAAUUCUUCAUCUUCGACUUCGUGGCGGUGUUUAAUUGGCGGCAAAGACGUGAUAGUUUUCCAGAGGAAACUCAGACAGCCGAUUACAAAAGCGGAGGAACUUAGCGAUCGGUUGUCAUUGAUCUGUAAGAGUAGUCACGCUAGUUUGAUUAAACUCCAUGGAGCUUCUCUCUCAGGGAACUACAUUUAUUUAGUCUAUGAUUACAUCCACGGUGGUAACCUAACAGAUUGCCUUCGAAACCCUAGAAACCCUAACUUCACUGUACUGUCGAAUUGGAUGUCACGAAUGCAAAUUGCAGCCGAUCUCGCUCACGGAUUUGAUUACCUUCACAAUUCGACUGGACUUAGCAAUGGAUUUGUUCAUAAUCAUAUUAAAACUUCGAGCAUUAUCAUAAACGAACCAGGUUUAAACGCGAAAAUAUGUCAUUUCGGCACUGCGGAGCUCUGCGGCGAGGUUGAUAGAGAGGACGAGGGUGAAGAAGAAUCAGGUAAGAUCGGGAGAUUGAAGAGAUACGGAAGUGGAAUGAUGAAAUUUGGUGGAGCUAGAGGUUAUAUGUCACCUGAAUAUCUAACGACGGGAAUACCGACGCAAAAAUCGGAUAUAUUCGCGUUCGGAGUGGUGGUUUUGGAGAUAGUCUCCGGGAAAGAGCCUUUGAAGUAUGUUGUAUCAGAUGGUGAAGGGUAUAUGAGAGUUUCGUUGAUUGAUACCGCAAGAGAGGCGGUGGCUGACGGCGGCGGUGGGGUUAGGGGGUGGGCGGAUAGUAGGUUAAGGGAUUCGUAUCCGGUCGAGGUGGCUGAGAAAAUGGUUCGCGUGGGUUUGAAUUGUAUAGAGGAUGACCCAAAUGAUAGACCUGGAAUGGGAAUGAUUGCGAAUUGGAUUUCAAAACUGUAUCUGGAAUCUGAGGUUUGGGUUAAGAAUAUGGGUUUUCCGACUGACUUCACCGUCUCUUUGACAGGUCGCUAAAUAUGGGUUUUCCGGCACGACCACGCACAUAAUUCUUUGUAAUUUGCCAUUGGUAAAUAGCAAAUUGGGAAAGUUUGACACUUUAACUCAAGUAUUUUAC